AUGUGGUCACCGCUCGCAUUAUUCUUCUUGGUUGGGUACGCCCUUGCCUCAACACCGGCCUUCAAAGAAAAUACCGAAUAUGUAUACCAAAUUAGUGGACGAACCCUAAGCAACUUAAACGAAGUUUCCGAUCAGUAUUCUGGCAUUUUCUUGAAAGCCAAACUCCACAUCUCCAAACGCUCCGAUGGAAAAGUACAAGGAAGGAUAUCCGGUUCCCAGUAUGCCCAAAUUCACAGCCACUUGCCCAACGGCUGGGAUACAGAAGUCCCUGAAUCCCAAAUGAGCUACAAGCAACUAAGCCUCUCUGAAAAACCUUUCCAAAUGGUUGUUGAAGAUGGUCUUAUCCAAAAUAUUAUUAUGGAAAAAGAGGUCAGUAACUGGGAAGCCAAUGUCAUCAAAAGUAUUGCUAGUCAAUACCAACUGGAUGUCCAAGGAAAGAACGUAAUUCCCAACCCAAUUAACAACUUACCAAGUGGGGAGGAUAUGAACGGAGUAUUCAAAACCAUGGAAAAAACCGUCACAGGUGAAACCGAAACCACAUACAAAAUCCACAACUUGCCUAUGUACAUCCUUCAGUCUCAGCCGUGGUUGGCUCCAAAAGCUGAUCUCCAAGGAGAAAGCGAAGUAUUCGAAGUCAUCAAGAGUAAGAACUAUACCAAUUCCGAAGAGAAGCCUUCCUAUCACUAUGGUUUUGGAGAUAUAACUGAUGGCAAACCUACCGACAACAGUUUAGGGGAAUUUUUAACAAGACAGUCCCAAUCUCGUGUUAUUUUGACUGGUAAACCCUCUAGAUAUACCAUUCAAAACAGUUACACCAUUAACAAGAUCGUCAUUACACCAAGUUUAAACAACAAAGAAAGGGGAUCUGUUAUCAGUGUUGUCAACGUCACUUUGGCCGAAAUCAAAAACCAGAACCAACAGCCUGAAGAUCUAUCCAAUCCUGUUGACAUCGGAGAUCUUGUAUACACUUAUGGAAAUCCUUUUUCUCAAAAUGAUCAAGUACGUCAAAAGAACAUGCAACAUUACAGCUCUAACGAAGCUGUAAGUGAGGAAAGCAAUGAGGGUUUAUGGCGCAGACAUCCCCGCUCAAUUUCCCAAAGCAUUGAAAAAUACAACAGGGAAAGUAGUUCUUCUGAAGAAUAUGAACAACGUCAACCAAGACCUCAAAUGAACCAUGCUCCAGAAUCUCCUCUCCUUCCAUACUUGAUGGGAUACCAUGGAAGAUCUAUCAGACAAAACCGUGACUUUGAUCUCAAACAAAACGUACAAACUAUGGCCCAAGAAAUUAGUGAAGACUUACAAGAACCAGAAAAAAUCCUCACACAGUCCACCUUGAGCAAAUUCACAAUGCUUGCUUCCUUUAUUAGAUUAAUGAACGAAGAAGAAAUCAACUAUGUAGCCGAACAAUUGUAUACCCAAUCCGGACAAGGUAAAGAACGUUUAGCCUGGGAAGUUUACCGUGACGCUGUAGCUGAAGCUGGAACAGGACCUGCCUUCCUUAACAUCCAAAACUGGAUUGAGAACAAAAAAAUUAGCAACAGAGAAGCUUCCGAUGUUGUCUCUACCAUAGCCCGUUCAGUGCGCACCCCCACUGACGAAUAUAUGCAGAAGUUCUACGAACUGACCAAAAGCAGCAAAGUUAAAGAACAACUCUACCUCAACCAAACAGCUGUUCUCUCAUAUGCCAACCUCGUAUACAGAGUUUACAUCAACAGAAACGAGUCCCACAAUCAGUAUCCAGUACACAGCUUUGGAAAUUUCAACACUAAAACAGGCCGCCAAUUUGUAAAAGAUGUAGUAAUCCCAUACUACGGUCAACAACUCGAACAGGCCAUUGCUGAAGCUGAUGCUCCUAGAGUACACUUGUACAUUACUGCUUUAGGCUAUAUUGGACAUAAAAAUAUUUUAAGCUUGUUUGAACCUUAUUUGGAGGGACAAAAACAAUGCUCUCAGUUCCAACGCAUGUUAAUGGUCGUUUCUUUGAGAAGACUCGCCAAAACUAAACCAUCUCAAGCUCUCCCUGUACUAUACCAAAUUUACCAAAACGCUGGAGAACUACCCGAAGUUAGAAUUAACGCAGCUUACAUACUAUUCAAAAAUCCUGAAGUUCUAUCCGAAAGAUUACAAAGCAUGGCAGAAAAUACCAACGUUGAAUAUCAAGAACAAUUAAACGCUGCUGUAAAAUCAGCUAUCGAAACAGCUUCUCGACUUCGCUCAAGCAAAAACCAUGCCCUACACAAAGCCGCCCAAUCUGCCUUGCCACUUCUUACCAAAAAACUCUACGGAGGAGACAAAGCAUCCAUUGACUACAGCGACAGCAUUAUGAGUGAAAUGCAUACUGAACUCGAACAAGAAUUCCUUCAAAUUGGCAGUCCUGACAGCUACUGGCCUAAGGUUUUGAAACUCUCCGCCCGCGGACGAGUAAACGAAAUGCCACGAGACUACUUUUCAAUUGGUGGUAUGACAUCCAGCAUCAAGGAAUUGAUGCAUGUUGUAUACCAACAAACUGACAGUUACAAACAAGCUAAAAAACAGAGAUCUCAGCAACAAAGCGGAGAAAGUAAAUGGUCCAGUGCCAACAUCGCCCACUACAUGAACUACCAAACAGAAGAAAGAGAACAACUUGAAAGCUACAUCUUUUCUGAAAUGGCCGGAAUCUCCCAAUUGUGGUCCUUUGACAACCAAACCAUUGAACGCUUACCCGAAGUUAUUCGUCAACAAGAAGAAAUCCUAAACAAAGGCAAGCAAUUCAGUUACACAAAACUACAACAAGUUGAAGAACUCGCUCUGUCUGUUCCCACUGAAAUGGGUCUGCCAUUUUUGUAUACUUCAGACAUGCCUGUUCUUGUUAGAUUCGAAGGAAAGAUCCAAGCUAAAGCUACUCCUCAAAUUUCCGAUGGCAAGAGGCUAAUCAAGCCUGACCAAAUAACUGCUCAAAUCGAGGGAUCAGUAACUUUCAGCGUUAAAGGUCAGAGUCAUUUAUCAUUCGUAACACCUUUCGACCAUCAAAUCUACACUGCUGGAUUUGACAGGAAUGUUCAAGCACAUUUACCAGUAUAUGCCAAGGCUGAAAUUGAUGUUAAGAACACUGAAUCUAAAGUUGAAUUUGAAGUGAAAGAACCCCAUAACAAUGCUCGUCUCUUCCACUACAGCAGUUGGCCUUACACGUCCAGAAGCGAUCUCAUGAGCACUGUUCCCGUCGCCUUAAGACCAAAUACCCAAAUCAUUACUCCUCAAGCAAACAAAUUCAGAUACUUCGACACAGUUUUUGGUAAAAAAGAAACAGGCAUCUCAUUCAGAGCUUGGGGACAUCAUCCUAUCCAAUCAAUCAAUCUUGGUGAAGUAGCUCAUAUGUUGAAAUCCAGAGAUGUUGAUACUCUGUUGCAAUGGUUGUGGGAUCGUGCUUCCCUGCAACAAACUGAGGCAUCUAUAGCCUAUGUACCCAGCCAGUCUGCUACGAAAAAGGUAACUUUCCGUUUCAGUCAUCGCGAUCAGUACAAAAUGCAACCUGAGACCCAAAACCAGGAAGAAUUCCUCAACUAUGACCAGUUAGCUGAAAAGACUCAAGGCGCGCAACAACAAUACCACGAAAAAUUACUUAAAUACGUCGGAGCUGGAAUCAGGAGCGCUCAACUUCACUCUUGCGCAUUUUCAUUGGAAUUCCAAGGAGACAAAAAAUACCAACACUCCUUCGGUGUUACCUUUGGAAAGAGUAACGCUGACCCUAGUUCCAGAGCAAUUAUGUACUACAAACAAAAUGGUGAACAGCAACACCUAUGCUCUUUAGAUGUAAAAGGUUACGUGCCAAACACCAACGGUCUGGACCUUACUUACUCCCUGAAAAACGCACCUGAAGCAAAAUACGAAGUACGCAUGUUAUGCGGAGCUAACCAAAACGAAGCUGCUUUGGUAUCCGGAAAAGUUAACUUCAGAAGAAGCGAUGAACGAAAAGAAAGGCUAACUCAAAAACCUAUGUAUAAUGAGUGCAAAAAAGAAAUGCAAGAAGGCAACUUCCAACUUCCAGCCUGCCAGAACAUGACCAUCGAAUCUAACUUCCUAGAUGUUAUUGAAUCUGAAUGGAAAUACUCCAACAUUAAGAGAAGGUACCAAGAUAUCAUAAAGGGCGUAUUCCAAGGAUUAAGAGUUUACUACUAUCCUGAAACUGAAAUUGAAAGUAUCAGCUCCCAACAAGACAAAGUUGAAUUUAGGGUAAAAUUCGAACCCGAAGAAUUGAGAAGACUGAAUAUGACCAUUGUCAGCGGUGAUGAGAGGACGAUAAUGUACGAUAUGCCCCUUAACAAUGAAAUCGCAAGAGCUUUGUUUGUACCUCACCCUGUUUUCCAUGCCCCAUCCAGACUUAUUGGAGUCCUUAAAGGAUGGCCACUAUUCAGGCCCACUUGUGUUAUUGACCAAACAUCUGCCCAAACCUUCAACAACAGAACUUAUCCACUCUCUCUUGGAACCGAAUGGACUGUAGCUCUCCAGUAUGUUCCACAAGAAGCUCGCAGAUCUGACCUUAAGACUGAAACUGUUGAAGAACAACUAAAACGUCAACAAGAAAACUACGCCGUUCUAGUGCGCCAAUCGUCUGCCCAAGAAAAAGAAAUAAUGAUCACCUUUAACCAUCCAAAAUCUGACGGCAAAACUGUAGAAAUCAACAUGAAGGCUCAACAACAAAGCCAACGUUCUGGCUCAAGCCCACUCGCUGCCGUUUACGUCGACAGCAAAGAAAUGAAGUUUAACGACAAACAAUCAGCUGAUUUACACAACGGUUUGGUCCAAAUCUAUGCCUUACCAAAUGGAGAAGUUAAAGUAGAUAUGCAAAAUGCAUUCUAUGUGAUCUUCGAUGGUAAACGCGUCAAGCUUACCUCUACCAGCAGCACACUCCGUGACUCCAACAAAGGACUUUGUGGAAAAUUCAGCCAUGACAAGUACGAAGAUUUCACUGUACCAGCCAACUGUAUCGUAUCUGACUACGCCAAAUUUGUUAAGAACUACGAAAUGGGCUCUGAAAACAGGAGACCAAAAGAAGAAAGCCAAGACUGUGUUCGUAAAGUAAUGCCCUUGUAUGCUGAUGUUGUUUCUGACAGGAGCAGACAUUUGACAAGCGAAUCAUCCAGCAAAAUUCAACUGAGAAAUCGCUUCGUUGAAGAAAAUGGCAGCAUAUGCUUCACAAUCCGCCCUGUACCUACCUGCAGAGGAAGUCCCCGCAAGACCCUUUCUAAACCAGUAGCUGUCCACUGUGUCGACAAGAGCAAAACUGCUCUAUAUUUGAAGAAACAAAUCGAGAAAGGUGCCAACCCCGACUUCAGUCAAAAGUCUGAAACCAAGCAAAUUCUGAUGAACCUUGCUCAAGAAUGUUAAGAUAUUUUUAUAACGACCACGGCUUUAGUAUUUAAUAAACGAACAUCCCAAAAAAUGUAAAAAAAAUAAAUAUACAUAUUUUUCAUACAACUA
Messenger RNA from Sitophilus oryzae (rice weevil), 5457 nucleotides. Its product is annotated as vitellogenin-like. The transcript has 5 exons. Lineage: Eukaryota; Metazoa; Arthropoda; Insecta; Coleoptera; Curculionidae. Bases 1 to 5364 code for a protein of 1787 amino acids. Gene Ontology annotation, biological process: lipid transport. The record is from RefSeq and is a predicted model, not a curated record. Gene Ontology annotation, molecular function: lipid carrier activity.